AUGACCGACCAAAGCUUUGGGUUUUACAAACUUUGGGAACAUCUGCCAAUAGUGGGAAUUCUUUGUAAAGACAGACCUAGCUGCGCUCUGAAGCACCCUGCUAUAUCAACAGCACCUACAUCUUCUCCAACAUCACUUCUGAGCCCAACCAUGUAUUCCAAUCAAUCCUUGCCUCUUUCCUACUCUGCAUUGACAGGCUCAGAUCAUUUACAGUCCGGAGGUAUAUCAUCUCCAGCUUCGCGACGCAUACUUAAAAAGGACAAACGGCAACGACAGCAUCAAAGACAAACACUUCCGUCAAUCCAUGAGACUCUAGAAAAUGACAAUGAUUUAUCUUACCCUGCGCCGACUCUAGGGCUUUCAGACCCACUGAAUUUUUUCUCAAGUAUAUCAACUGGUCCUCUCAUGCAAGAAUUCGGUUAUCAGGUAACAAGGUCUAAGUCAGCAUCAAUCAACACUCAACACGCGAGAAACGCGUCGUUACAAUCACAUAAUUUCGGGAAAGCGCCUACUCAGAGUACGAAGACAGGCAUUACUUCAAUUUCUGGAUGCCAGGUUGAUUCUGUCUAUGAGUAUAGCGUGCCUAGCACGCCUCCUACCGGCAGUCUGGCUUUAUCUAAUGAUUAUAGUGCGUUCUCGCAACCAUUCUCCUUUCAGUCGUAUCUACAAAUAAAUAGGCCAGACUAUCCCUCAGCUUCCUAUGAUGCUAGACCCUAUGCGGGAGCGUUAUGGAAACCCGGUAUGGACAAUAUAAAAACAAAUCUUGCAGCCCGUCCUACUGUUGUAGGGCAACCACAAAGCGAUUCCAUCGAAUGUCACCUAGAUAUCAAUGAAGUUGAGACAUUUCUGCAUGAGAUUACCGCGAUAAGCACUAGGGUCUUGGAUUUUUCAAGGCAUUAUAUAACAAGAACACACCAAGAUCAGCAUCCUGGCCCUGUAUUGGGUCAUCUGCCCACGAUAUGUGAGAUUGAGAAGGUGUUUAACUUACAGUGUUGUAACCAAGACACUUUACUUCGUUUACAAAGAGCACUUUUAAAAAAGCAUGCUUUUACCGAGCAGAUGGCACGGAAGAAUGCUUUUAAAACAGGUGGGGCAUAUGAUGAUAUCCACAUGGCAAUAUACCAGGAGCGAUACAAGGGCAGUAGGGGAUUUGCUAGCGCGGAUUUGAGAGAGCAAAGAGACGCUGCCACUACCAGUCAUUGCCACGGUUGUGGCCGAACCAAAACACCGGAAUGGUGCCGUGGGCCUGAUGGCGCCCGUACUUUGUGUAAUGCCUGCGGCUUGCACUAUGCUAAAUUAACUCGAAAGGUGGCCGUGAACAAGGCAUCCCUUUGCUUCAACCCUCAAACCUAA
This is a messenger RNA of Aspergillus vadensis CBS 113365, 1353 nucleotides long. RefSeq names its product GATA-type transcription factor. The transcript is spliced from 6 exons. Lineage: Eukaryota; Fungi; Ascomycota; Eurotiomycetes; Eurotiales; Aspergillaceae. Gene Ontology annotation, molecular function: zinc ion binding; sequence-specific DNA binding. Gene Ontology annotation, biological process: regulation of DNA-templated transcription. Bases 1 to 1353 code for a protein of 450 amino acids. The record is from RefSeq and is a predicted model, not a curated record.